AUGGACUUCGCCCUUAUAAUAGGGCUGAAGACUGGAGACCUCCAUAUACCCAAAAUUCAUUCUACCAAGAAGUCAAUAAGAGAGAAGUACUUUAAAGAAUAUCUCAUCUUAAAGAAACACCUAGGAGAGGUGUUUGAUAAAUUAGUUGACAGUAAUAAGGACGAAGAUGUCAUGAAGGUUGGUUUAAUCAUGUGUGUAGAGUGGUUUGUUAGGGGAACUGACAUAAAAAUUAUGUGCAACAUGGAAAUAUAUGAUUUCAUAUGUUCCCUCCCAAAUUCCACACUUCAUACAAUAUCGAGGCUAGAGGGGUUGGAGACUGAAUUAAUCCUUACCUUGGAACCUACUAGUGAAGAACUGGAGACGAACACCAUUCGUUUGGUCCGUGAUAGAUUUCAGGGCAUUAAAGAUAAAGAGGUGGAAGCCGGGGAAGAGAAUGAUGACGAACAAGGUGGUGAAGGAGAUGGCGAGGGGGAGGGAGAGGGAGAGGCAGAGGAGAAGGGAAAUGGAUAUGAUUUGGCGGAAGAACUGAAGGAGAAGAGGGAAGAGCUGAAGAAGGAGAGCGAAUUGUCGAAGAAAGAGAGGAAAGAGUUGAGGGAGAAGGAAGAGCUUAUCAAGGAGAGGGAACCCAUGCAAAAGGAGAAGGAAACGUUAAGGACGGAGAGGGAAGAGUUGAAUGAGAGAACUCAGUUGAAGAUGGAAAGGGAAUUGUUUUUUAAGGAAAAUGAAGACUUGAAGAAGGAGAAGGAGGAAUUGAUGAAGGAGAUGGAAAAGUUUGUGAAGGUGAAUAAAGAGUUAAAGAAGGAGAAUGAGGAGUUGAAGAAGCAAAAGGAAGAGUUUCUAACAGAAAGGGGCAAUGGAGAUGAAGAAUUAAAUAAGGAGAAGGAGUUGAAGAAGAAUGAAGAGUUAAAGAAGGAGUUGAAGAAGAAUAGGGAAGAAGAGGAUAUGGAAUAGAAUGAACGAGGGAAUGGAGAGGUGGAGAUUCAACCUUAUACUGCAACGGAGGCUACUAUAGUAGAGAAACCAUUGAUGUCUACUCAUGUUUAUCAAAGGACACCUAAAAGGGACUUGAAGCCGUCUUACUAUAAGGUUUCUCCAUUUUUGUCCAUCUCUGUUAUUCAAACAACUCCCAACAUCGUCGCCGAAUCCGAGAUAUCCAAAAACUUUUGUACUUCUCCGAUGCCCUUACAAGCCCAAAUGGACCCAUUCAGAGUAAAAUCAGAGGAGGAAUUGCAAGAAUUAGAGAGUUGGUAUAAUGCAAACAAAGAGACGGCAGCAUGUGUUUGGUUCAAAUCCAUAUGGGUGAAAGAUGAAUGGGUUGAUAGUGUUGUAAGUAUUUUAUAUAUAUACACAUUUAUUUACAUCUAUUUAGCUCUUAUAUUAGUUUUGAGUUUAAUCAUCCUAUUGUAUUAAUGAUGCGAUUGACAAAUACCUUGAAUUCCUAGAGAGAAGGCAGAAUGAACUUUUAGCAGUAUAUCCUCGGAAUCGCAAGUUCUACCCCACUUAUUUUUGUGGUAAAUGUUUGCAUUAGAUUAUGGUCAAUCUGUUUUCUGUUUAUAUUAGAUUUGUAGUAAUAUUUGAUUUUGUUUGUAAUAGCAAUGUCUCGAAAUCAGUAUGCUGACUUUGAGAAUAUAUCGGGACCAAAAAAGUGUCUUGGAGCGAAAAGCACUACAAGUCGAUAAGGUCAGUGUCUACGGAAUUGUUAAGCAUCGAUAAGGGGUUAAGGCUAUGUGGCAUUACCAACGGGUAAUAUUGUCAUUACAACUUAUCAAUACUGGGUAUACCCUUUUCUAUCAUGUCUUUAAUGCUAUCUUAUUUUGUCAAACAUGGACAAGUAUACGUACCUGUGAACCACAACAAUAGUCAUUGGUGUUUAAUGGUCAUCUACUCACGAGAACGAUUGAUCAUUAUUCUGAAUAGUUUAUAUAUGAAGGCCAUCAAUCGAUACAAGAAAGAGAUUCAGAUGAUGAAGGAGGGACUACCGAUAAUCUUCAAUGCAACAGGUGAUACGUUUGCACUUAACGGGAAGGAUUAAACCAUCAAAGAAGAGAUUUUUGUACCGAAUCAGACAAAUGGUUAUGACUGCAGCAUAUUUGUAAUGAAAUAUAUUGACAUAUUGUACAUCGGUCAAAUUUUAGCAGGAACAAACUUGCAAAAAUGAAUUUAAUUUUUUAGGAAUUCAAUAGCAUGUGAUUGUUUAAGUGUUACUUAUAGAUGAUAUUUGCCUUUGGCAUGGGAGGAAGAGGAAAAUUUAGUGAAAUGUUGUAUUUUGUUGUGAAUGAUGUCUUAUAUAAAAUUCAUUGUGAAUGAAGAUUUGUUUGUGAAUUGUUCAUUAAUUUAAUUGUGACUAGUGAUUUGUUUGUUGAUUGUUAUGAUUUUUCUGAGUUCGCUGUCAAUUCCAUUGAGUUCUCAGUUAAUUUCACGAAGUUGUCGAUUAGUUUCGCAAGUUCUCCAUAAAUUUCAUAAAGUUCUCGUUCAAAUUCAAGAAGUUCUUGGUCAAUUUCUACAAGUUCUCGAUCAAUUUCAUGAAGUUCUCGGUUAAUUUCUGCAAGUUCUUAGUCAAUUUCAUUCAGUUCUCGGUCAA
Messenger RNA from Magnolia sinica, 2581 nucleotides. RefSeq lists its product as uncharacterized. The transcript has 4 exons. Lineage: Eukaryota; Viridiplantae; Streptophyta; Magnoliopsida; Magnoliales; Magnoliaceae. The record is from RefSeq and is a predicted model, not a curated record. Bases 1 to 951 code for a protein of 316 amino acids.